AUGUUCCGUACUGCAGCAGACUGUGACAUGACUGGAUGGACAUCCUUUAUGGCCCUGUGUAAAAAGAAGCUGAUGGGUCGAGAAGGCGUCUGGGAUGGUUCCCAAGAUGACAGUCAAGCCUCACGUGUCGAUCUCAGCUCCACGCAAGUUCACGGGCGCAUUGCCUUUUCGUGGCGCGGCCGCCUGGCUAUCAGCCGGCUGACGAAGCUUGCUACCCUCAACCUGGCGGGCAGCCAAGCCGAGUUCCUUCCGGGCGGAAACGAGCUCCAGGACCUCUUCAUCGAGGAUUCGUCCAAGAAGCUCCUGCCAGCACUGAUGACCUUGGUGUCAAACUGCCCUCUCAAUGGUCCUGUGGAAGACCUCCUCGAGCUGCUGGCGGCUUCUGGGCAACUCACCCGCCUGAUCGCCAAGCGUGCCAACCUCUCUGGGCAUGUGCCAAACAUAGCUUGCAUGAAGGCAGCAAGAGUAGAUGGCUAUGCCUAUAGCCAGAAAUGCGGGCUUCCCUUGUCCAAGUCGCUGCAAUCUCUAGACCUCUCGGGCAACAAGAUUACUCGUGUGGACGCCCUGAAUGUCCAGACGUACGUGUCAUUGGCCAACAACCCACCGAUGACGUUCGCAACUGGUAUUUUACAGAGUGCCCUCAAGAAGAGCCUUCAGCUCGACCUAAGUGGCACGGCCAUCACAAACAUGCGGGAUAUCUCUCGUCUCUUUGAGACAGGUGCCUUGCGGAUGACAGUGCAGACGACCUCGACAAAUGCCACUGGCGGCUAUAGCUGCCACGACGUGACGUCGAGCUCACUGAGAGUGAGUUCCCACAUGUUUUGGCCAGAAGGCCUAUGUGGUUGCAUGGCAGGAUACGAGGGCAGCGGCAUCGACUGCAGGGAGUGCGGCCGCGACACCUUCAAUGAUGUCUUCAACAGCUCCUGCCGUCCCUGCCCGGCAAGCAGCACCGCCGGCAAAGGCGCUGCCUCCAUCGAUGGCUGCCGGUGUGACCUCGGCAGGAUGAUUGACGGAGCCUGCCAAUGUGAGGCCGGAAAAGCCUUAUCCCAGCUCCUGGAAGCAAAGCAUGUGGUGGGCUACGCGCGGCUGGUCCGUCAGGCUUCCGUGGUUUUCAGGUGCUGGGAUCCGGCUGCGGAGCGGUGCAAUUCUUCAGGGAGCUCCGACAUAGGCUGCACGACCGGUGGCUACGAGGGGCCUCUGUGCGUCGCCUGCGCGGAGGGUUACCGCAGCCGCUCCCGCCGGUGCAUCAAGUGUGAUGUGGCUUCCGACGACACCCGAGGGACAAUGGCCGGCGUCGCCACAACGGCUGCAGUUGUAGCGGUGGUGGCAGGUGUUAUGUACUUCUGGAGGAGCCGUGCGGGGGAUUCAGGGCCGGCGGACGCAGCGCCCGUGCCGCAGGGCGGCUCUGUGCUGCUCCAGCUGUUCCAGCUGUGGGGCGUGCUUCUUGGGACCAAGGAGGUGGUGGAGGCUCUGGAAGUAAUGGAGGAAUAUGUGCAGUGGCUGCAGAUGACAGCAAAGAGCUUCCGCGAUGCUAUGAGCUUGGAGUGUGCGUACGGCAGGAGCGCCCAGUCCCUCAGCGCCUUGGCGUCGCCCUGCAUCCCGCUGCUGCUGCUGGCACUGUGCAUGCCUUUGGAGGCGGUGCGGCGUGGAGCCGGCACGGAGCCCGGUGUCAGCUCGGCCCUGAAGUUGCUGACGGCGCUUUUCAUCGGGGGUGGCGAGCCCUUGCUGAAGCAUGCCUUCCGCGUGGCCUUGCCACUUGUGAAGUGCGACGCAUGGGGCGGAGAGGCAGCCUGGGCGCCUUGGGCUCUGUAA
Symbiodinium necroappetens is the source of this 1812-nucleotide messenger RNA. NCBI's taxonomy places the organism in Eukaryota, Dinophyceae, Suessiales, Symbiodiniaceae. The record is from the annotation of a GenBank genome assembly.